AGGCAGUGCCCUGCUGCUCAUCAUCAUUUUGGGCUUUGGAGGAAGCUUUCAGUCUGGUUACCAUAUAACUGGACUCAGUUCCCCUUCACCAUACAUUCAGCACUUCAUCAACAGCACCUGGUAUGACAGAUACAAAGAGCCUCCAGCUCCACAGAAGGUCACCAUGAUCUGGUCUCUUAUGGUCUCCAUGUAUGCUGUUGGGGGACUCUUUGGUGCUGUCAGUGUCAAACUCUUCUCGCGGAGACUGGGGAGAAAGCAAGCAAUGAUCUGCAACAGCUUAAUUUCCAUUAUUGGAGCAGUGAUAAUGCUGACAAGUAAGGAGGCGAAGUCCUUUGAAAUGAUCAUUGUGGCGAGGACGCUGUAUGGAUACUCUUCAGGUUUAGGAGUGAGCCUCCAUUUAAUGUACCUGGGGGAGAUUUCACCUAGGAAGAUCAGAGGCCGAGUGACUCUAACUUCAGCCACUUUUACUUCACUUGGUAAACUUUCAGGACAGUUUUUCGGAUUAAGUGAGAUUCUUGGCGGUCAGGACGUUUGGCACAUUCUCCUCUGUGUCCCUGUGUGUUUCUCCGUGGUUCAGGUUUUGGUGCUGCCUUUUCUUCCAGAGGCUCCCAGAUAUUUAUUUAUAGAGAAAGGAGAUGACAUAGCCUGCAAAAGCGCCCUCCAGAGUUUAUGGGGUAACGGUGACUAUAAGGAAGAAAUGGAAGAGAUGUUGAUUGAGCACAUGGCUCUUGAAGCUUCUCCACCAAAGAGCCCUCUGCAGCUGCUGAAGAACAGGACGGUGCGAUGGCAGCUCAUCACCAUGUUCGUCAUUUACUGUUGCAACCAGAUGUCCGGCAUGACAGCGAUCAGCACCUUCUCCUUCGACAUCUUCCUGAAUGCUGGUGUUCCAAGAGACAAGAUCCGCUACGUCACUCUUGGUCUCGGAAUAUCUGAAAUCCUCACCUCCAUCUCCUGUAGUCUUGUGAUAGAAAAUACAGGGAGGAGGCCGUUGUUCUGGGGAGGAUAUGCUGUCAUGUCUGCUAUCUGGAUGGUGGUAACGGUCAUGUUAAACCUAAAGGAUUUAAGAUGGGUUCCCUACGCUACUUCUUCUCUUAUCUUCCUCUUCAUCAUCUCCUUUUGUGGAGGACCUGGGGCGGCUACAGCUACACUGAGCAGCGAGAUCUUCAUUCAGUCUGAUCGUCUUGCAGCUUUCGUUCUAAUGGGGCUGCAUCGUUGGUUCCUGUUCGCUGUGAUGGGCCUAAUUUUUCCAUUCAUCAUUCAUGCAUUCAGCUCAUACUGCUUUCUGCUGUUUGCUGGUGUGUGCGUGCCGGGCAGCCUUUAUACCUUCUUCCUCCUGCCUGAGACCAAAGGGAAGACUCUGGUGGACAUUUCAGAGGAGUUUAAAGCCAUUACGGUCUGUGGGAAAUCCUUCUUGGAGGAAGAAAAAGUGGAGACCAAGUUGUAA
Messenger RNA from Cyprinodon variegatus (sheepshead minnow), 1444 nucleotides. It is a transcript of the gene slc2a9l1, whose product is annotated as solute carrier family 2, facilitated glucose transporter member 9-like. The coding region runs from base 164 to 1444 and encodes 426 amino acids. Gene Ontology annotation, biological process: monosaccharide transmembrane transport. Gene Ontology annotation, molecular function: hexose transmembrane transporter activity. Gene Ontology annotation, cellular component: membrane. The transcript is spliced from 11 exons. Lineage: Eukaryota; Metazoa; Chordata; Actinopteri; Cyprinodontiformes; Cyprinodontidae. The record is from RefSeq and is a predicted model, not a curated record.